Messenger RNA from Dendronephthya gigantea, 2263 nucleotides. RefSeq lists its product as uncharacterized. The record is from RefSeq and is a predicted model, not a curated record. Gene Ontology annotation, biological process: regulation of actin filament polymerization; negative regulation of apoptotic process. NCBI's taxonomy places the organism in Eukaryota, Metazoa, Cnidaria, Anthozoa, Malacalcyonacea, Nephtheidae. Gene Ontology annotation, cellular component: clathrin-coated vesicle; apical plasma membrane; mitochondrion. Bases 68 to 910 code for a protein of 280 amino acids. The transcript is spliced from 8 exons.
AACAUGGCGUGAUGUUCUGAAAAUUAUCGUGAUUCGUGCUGCUUCUAUCUCAUUGAAAAUCAUCAUAAUGAGCAUCUUUGGAGAUUUCUUCGAACAGUUUCGUAGGCGUUCAGAAUAUCGUGUUCCAAUGGAUAUACCACAAGAUAUUCUGAAUGAUUUAUAUGAUCAUGGUAAUUUGGAUGAAAGUCAGAGGCAGGAAUAUCAUGAAUGUAAUCCCAACAGACAUGGUACUUUUUUUGAUAACCCAAUGGAUUUUAUGUCAGAAUUUGAAGAAAUGUUCAAUAAUUUCUUCAAAGGAUUUCCAGUCAUGGCUUUCCCACUACCUAAUGAAAACGAAAUUCCGUCACUACCGGGAAACGAAGAUACGCACGAGAGUAAUACUACGCUGCAGGAAAAGAUGUUGAAUGACAGGAAUCCUGUGACACGAAACCGCCGUUCUCCUGCACAGCCCCCAUUUUUGGGUGAAGGUUUACGAAGACCGGUCGAAAGGCCGGGUCGUUUUAAUCUUCUAAAGGAGGACAAAAAUCUCGACGAAGACUUGGAGGCGGGGGGCAAGAGUCUUGAUGAUAUUAUUCCUCGCGGGAGUGCCCAACCAGAGCCGCCAAGAACCUUUUUCGGCUCGUUUACUUCAUCAUCAGUUACCCGCAAUAGCAAUGGCGUUGUUGAAAGUAAGAAAACAAUAAGAGAUUCAAGAGGGAACGAGGAGGUCACUAUCACAAGAAGAAGUGGUGAUAAGGAAUAUACAAUAACGCAGAAAACAGACGAACACGGGAACAAGGAAACGAGAGAGAAUGUUGUUGAAUUCGGCGCAGAAAAGAAACACCUUGAUAUGUUAACGGGUGAUGAUCCACCAGUUACAAAUGGUCCGCCGUCUUUGUACGAGAGAUUACGCAGUUGGCUCAGUGUUUAAAUUUUAAUAUUUAUGAAGAUCAUGCAGUGUAAACUAAAAUAUACUCUGACGUUUAACGUCUAACGAUGUCAAGUGUAUUGCCCAUCCAUGUCCAUACGAAUACACCACGCGGUAAAUGCCGGUAAUGCGUUUGGCUUAGUGUUAUUUAGAAAUAAACAAUACUCAAUAGUCAAUGCUUCAAUUUCUGAGCUUAUAAAAGAUUAUACGUAGAGUGACAAUUAAGAAAAUACAAUAAGAAACAUUUAACACAUCACAAUAAACCUCACCAGCAAUAUCCGUUGCCAUUGAUAAAUAAAAUCAUUGAUCACUUCUAACUUCUUCAUUGAUCACCUUUAAUGGUCCUAGAACAACGCGGAUGAAUUGUGACAUAAAAACGAGCUUUAAUAAAAUAGCAGUAUAUUUUGUUUUGAAAAUGUUACUCACUGUUAAUUUCCCUUUCCCUGUGAAUAUACAAUUACACUGAAAAUUGAAGGCCGGAAGAUGCAAAGUAGACAAAAAAUUUCGAAAAAAAUUUGUAAUUGUUUUGGUUUGCGAACUAAGAUCCUAAAUUUGGUUUUUGCUUUAAUAUAACCUAUUUAAAUAAUAAGAAACAAAGUGAAAGCCACUAGGGAUGCCAGAACUCUGGGAAACAGCAGUCACAUUUGCUCUUCUUACAAUUUAUUUCCAUUAAGUUUAAAAGAUUGCAUAGCAAUUCACCAGUAGUAAUAAUGUAGUAAUAAUUGUGUAAAAGAAUCUACGUUUACUGAUGCUCAAAUGAAUAAAAAAGAAUUUUAAAAAACAAUAGGCAAAACCAAAAAAAUGUGAUUAAUAUUAUCUAGGUUUUGGCAAAAACUUGCCCAUUUUAUUUAACAAUUUUAAAUGCACUUGUAAAUAAUAUACAACAUUUCAUUAUGCUGCCUCUAACUUCUUUAAAAGUGUCAACAUGAUAUUUCUAUCAAGUUUAUGUUUGCUUUUUCUUCAAGUUGCCACUGGCCAUCAUGUAUAUGGAUGCCAAGCAAAUACCAAUUCCAGCAGCAGAUGCAAUCAUGCAUGACCUAAAAGCAAAUGUUUGUGGCAAUAUAAAUUAUGUAAAUAGAAAAAAGGAGCUAAGCAAACUAAUAUACUAGAGAAGUAAACAAGUGAACUAAAAAUCCUUGUAAAGAGGCUGUUGUUAGAGAGGGCCCUAUUCUUCUGUGGUGUCCACAUGCACAUAGUUCUCAUUUUACAUAGGUCUCGACACUAAAUUAGCCUGCAUCUCAAUCAUACAAAAUAGAGAAAAAUUGCACCCAUUCAAAAAUACAUUACUCAAUUAAUUCUGCAUAAUAAUGUGCAAUUUUUGACAUUUUCAAAUACCUCCCUAAUAAAUAAAAAAUA